AUGAGGCGGGGUCGUUCAAGCUCCGGGUCGCCCUACAGGGCGCUGGCCCAUCACCAGAACGCCGCGGCUGCAGCAGCGUCGUCCGAUUCUAUCUCAUUAAUCCGAUCCUUCAAUGUGGAGACGAACCCUACGCGGCCGGUGCGGCCUUCGCCGCUUACAGCAUCACUUAUUCGAGAUAUGCCACUGGACCUGGUUGACCGUAUCAGGUCCUUUCCUCUUUUCAUGUCUGCCCCUGAGGAGUUUCUGGUGGCCAUCGGAAACCACCUGAAGCCUCAAAUCCAGAGUCCCAACGACCACAUCGUUACCGAAGGAGAUGAAGCCAAGGCAAUGUAUUGGCUGGUGCGAGGUGUUGUUGCUGUGACUUCGCGAGACGGGGAGGCGGUCUAUGCGGAGCUCAACCCUGGAUCGUUCUUUGGUGAGAUUGGUGUUUUGAUGAGUAUGCCACGUACGGCCACCAUCGUUGCACGCACGAAAUGCCUUCUGUUGGUCUUAAAGAAAGAGGACCUGCACGCUGUGAUACCCAAAUUUCCGGAUAUGGAAAAGGCAAUCAGAGAAGAGGCACAAGAACGCCUGAAUCUUCUCAAGAAAAAACGACAAGAGGGCGGAAGAUUAACCAAGUCACCCCCUCAAGGGGAUUUCACUGCUCGAGAGGCGGCACCUGGCGAAGUCUCUACCGGAGAAAGUGGCGUCAUCAAAGAUGGUGCUGUGGUCAACAAUAAGAAAAGGAAAUCGCCAAGUCCAGGUAUCAUGGAGGACCCAACUGCUGGAAGUGCUAUUGGGAGUGGUCAAAUCAACAUUCGAACCACGCUCAAAGAGCUCCCGCUCUUCUCCACCCUUCCUGCGGAUAUUCUGCACUUUCUGGGGCUCAGUGUCCAGCCCAAAUCGUAUACCCCCUUCACAGAUAUUGUCCGUCAAGGCUUACCAGGUAACGAGAUAUUUUUCAUCGUCCGUGGAGAAGCCGAGGUGAUACACGACGAACCGGUUUAUGAUAGCAACGUUCAAAAUAAGGCUAUGGCUAUCCCGAAACGACCGCGGUUGAAGGCAGGCCAAUACUUUGGCGAGGUGGCAAGUUUAGGUUUGUCCCGUGGUCGAACAGCUACUGUACGAUCCAUCACCUCUGUCGAGUGUAUCAUGAUUACUGGAGACGUCCUCGACGAAUUUUGGAGGCGCUGUCCUUCAGACAUCUUAACACAGGUUAAAGAGACUGCACGAUCACGUUACAUCAAACAGAGCGACGACGUUGACAUGAUCGACGUUGAUGUCAGGGAAAAGGCCAACAAAUCCGACCCGACAACCCCCACGGCAUCAAUGAGAGCAUCACUACCUAACCUCACAUUCACUACUCCAUCUAAACCAGGAUCUCCUUCCAAAGAGGACAUUGCCAACGUAGCACCGAAGGAUCCCGACCCGUUCCUGAGCGUCAACAUGGAAAACAUCAGAAAUCGAAGACGCCACUCUUUAGCACCCCCGAUACCCCCCACAGACAGUUCCGCUCCUAAUACCAAUGGUGCAAGAUCUCGUUUGUCAGAGGUGACACCCAUCAAAUUCGCAUUCUCUGAGACGCCAUCCGAUGACGACGACGUUCCCGCCAAGCGAGUUCGAACUACGCUGCCCACAAGGCCCAUCACCAUGAGCAAACCGGUGUUGUCGGACGAGAUCUUGAUAUACAUCUUUAAGCACGUGGAUAUUGGAGAACUCUUUCGGUUGCGCCUGGUUAGCACGCAUUGGCGCAAAAUUCUAACGACAUCGCCCAGAGUCUGUCAAGACGUUGACCUCUCGGUUUACAACCGAAGAAUCACUGAUGAAGUCCUGCUUAAAGUCCUUGCUCCUUUUAUUGGCACCCGCGCUUUAUCCAUUGACUUGAGCAACUGCUUUCACGUAACUGAUGAAGGGUUCGGCGCAUUGUGGCGUAGCUGUGGCAAGAAUGUCAAGACAUGGAAGAUGAAGUCUGUUUGGGAUGUUUCAGCCAAUCAGAUUUUGGAGAUGAGCGAGAAUGCCAAGGGGUUAGAGGAGGUGGAUUGGAGUAACUGCCGUAAAGUCGGCGAUAACCUGCUGGGUCGUGUUGUUGGCUGGGUUGUGCCUGAUCCUCCACCUUCCAAGUCCGUUGUUAUCUCCAGCUCCACAGCUCGUUCGCGAACCAAGCAGCAGCAACAGAAGCAUGCACCACAAAAUGUGCUGCCACCUGGAACGGUGGUGGGAUGUCCGAAGCUGAGACGCCUUAACCUCUCCUACUGCAAGCACAUCACAGAUCGUUCCAUGGCCCACCUUGCGGCGCACGCCUCGAACCGUAUCGAGUGGUUGUCUCUUACACGCUGUACAUCGAUCACAGAUGCCGGGUUUCAGUCAUGGGCACCUUUCCGAUUUGAGAAACUUACCCGGCUGUGCUUGGCAGACUGCACAUAUCUAUCGGACAAUGCCGUUGUUGCUCUGGUGAACUCAGCCAAAAACCUUACGCACCUGGACCUAUCGUUCUGCUGUGCACUCUCUGAUACGGCAACAGAGGUUGUCGCCCUCCGGCUACCUAAAUUGAAAGAGCUGCGACUGGCAUUUUGUGGAAGCGCAGUCAGUGAUGGAAGUCUAGAGAGCGUGGCACUUCAUCUGAACGAUCUGGAAGCUCUAAGUGUGCGUGGUUGCGUGCGCGUUACAGGACGAGGAGUGGAGAAUGUGCUGAACGGCUGUGGACGACUGAAUUGGAUGGAUGUUAGUCAAUGCCGGAAUCUGGAGUCGUGGAUUCGAGCUGGCGGCGUGUCGAACUGGGGUUUCGACGAUCGACUUGGCCAACGCCCUGCAGAAUCUACACCAGGUGAAGUUUCAGGGUCGGGAGAGGGUGAAGAUGAUGCACCUGCACCAAAAGCCAUGAGCGUCGCUAUGCUCACUUCGCAAAACUUUAUGCCACGCUCGGCGUUUGGCUACAGGUCCAAGAGAGCAAGGCGCCCUGUACGUUUUGUCAUUGAAAAGGGACGUGGAAGCUUAAGAUGA
Fusarium pseudograminearum CS3096 is the source of this 2979-nucleotide messenger RNA. RefSeq lists its product as uncharacterized. The record is from RefSeq and is a predicted model, not a curated record. NCBI's taxonomy places the organism in Eukaryota, Fungi, Ascomycota, Sordariomycetes, Hypocreales, Nectriaceae. Bases 1 to 2979 code for a protein of 992 amino acids. The transcript has a single exon. Gene Ontology annotation, molecular function: protein binding; protein-containing complex binding.